AUAAAAUAAUCGAUAAUUUUGAUGUCAUCACAAUUUUCAUUUUCGCUUCGACAUACAAACGUGCAACUUGAUUUUUCGUUUGUUAAUUUCGGUUGAACUUCGAGCUAAAUAAAUCGCUAAAACAAUGGUGAAAGAAGAGGUCCUGUCGGAGGAGUCCUCCGAUGUACAUGUGAUCUCGGAACGCGAGGAUGAUGACAUAUGCGAGCUGGAGCACUUGCGUAAGCUCUUCAUCGGCGGGCUGGCCCCAUACACCACUGAGGAAAACUUGAAGGUGUUCUACGGCCAGUGGGGCAAGGUGGUCGAUGUCGUGGUGAUGCGCGAUGCUGCCACCAAGAGAUCUCGCGGCUUCGGCUUCAUCACAUACACAAAGUCCCUCAUGGUGGACAAGGCCCAGGAGAACCGUCCCCACAUCAUCGACGGCAAAACUGUGGAAGCCAAACGGGCUCUGCCCCGCCCUGAACGAGAGUCGCGCGAGACCAAUAUAUCUGUGAAGAAACUGUUUGUAGGCGGUCUCAAGGACAACCACGAUGAGGAAUGCUUGCGCGAAUACUUCCUGCAAUUUGGUCGUGUGGUCUCCGUUAAAUUGCUUACUGACAAAACCACUGGAAAGCGUCGGGGCUUCGCUUUCGUCGAGUUUGACGACUACGAUGCAGUGGAUAAGGCCAUCCUUAAAAAGCAACAUUCGAUUAAGUACGUGCACGUGGACGUCAAGAAGUCUAUUUAUAACCUGGAGAAGAAAGACAAACAGCAGGCAGGUGCGUUGGCCAACGGUGCAAAGCCGCCGCUCAAUCAGCAACAGCAGCAACAACAACCGGGUCCGCCACAGCAACAACAUAAUGGCAACAUGCAGGCACCUGGCUUCCGACCACCAGUGCCGCCCCCACAGGCCAUGCCCCCCUACCAACAACAGCCUCCACCGCCGAUAAGCGCUCCACCACCUAACUACAACUACUGGGGAGCACCUCCUCCACCUAUGCAGCCCUACUACCAGCAGCCACCACCACCGCAGAUGAACGGCUGGGGUCCCUAUCCGCCGCCACAAAAUGGUUGGAAUGCACCGCCACCUCCACCACCGGGUGCCCCGCAGUGGCACCCCAGCCAGUGGGGUUGUCCUCCACCAGUACAACAGGUGCCGCCGGCUGGGGCAGUGCCACCACCAAUGGGUCAUAAUGGACCACCGGCUCCGGCUCCAGGUAACUGGAACAUGCCGCCACCAGUGCCGGGUGCAGCACCUCCAACGCACCAGCAGCAGCAGCCGCCGCAACAGCAGCCACCACCACCGAAUUUCGGCACUGGCUAUCAGCAGAACUACGGAGGCGGACCAUCAAAACACAACACUAUGAAUGCCAACCGCAUGAAUCCUUACUCGGCAGCUCCGCCGAACAACUACCACCCUCCCCAGCAGACAACAUAUCCAGCCUACAACGCUGGAGCUCCGCCGCCUAAUGGAAACGUUCCUCCGGCAGCUGGUGCCAAGGCGGUGGGCGUAUCCAAUGGGUCCGUGGCCACCGGUGGCAGUGCCAAUAGCAAGUAUCGGCGCUAGAUCGGGUGAGUAGAUCGCGACAUAGUAACCGUACCCGCUAUUAGUCGCUUGUUUUAAAUGUGGCCUAUGCAUAAGAGUUACCCCAAAUACGUCUUGCCACCCAUAUACCACCCGCCAUUGAUGCACUACGUCUGAAGUACGUGUUAAUUUGUAAUUACUAAUGUGGAAAAUUCUCUUUGAUUUAGAUGCUCUUUGGGCGGCUAAAGCUCAAGAAUCAAGACACUCUUUAAUAAGCUCGUUCAUAAGCUAGGCCACACUCGCUUAGUUACUAAACAGGAAACUUAACGCAUUGUCUCUCUAUCAUAGGACAACUAACUACGAUUUUACUCUACACUUAAGAUAUACCAUUGAUAACUCUACGAUUGACCUAAGCUAUGCCAGACUAUAUAUAAAUAUUUUAUACAACGUAUUGUGAGAAGCGAGCUCUUCUCCCAUUCGAAUUAAUUUAGAGAUAAUUUUGGAACUCUGAAUCGUAGAACAUGCCCAAAUACGAUAUAAAAUGAACAAAUCUCUCUAUUUGAAGACAACUAUCUCUCUAUCUGUAAAAAUGAAAGAUCGUGCAAAUGUCGAAGAACAAUUGCCAGUCAUAAUCAAUUAAGUAGACAUAAAUCACGGAGCUGUAGCCUGAGCUUAUUGGCCCAAAACAAGUAGUUUAAUCGUAGAUACCUAUGUAUUACCUUAACCAUUCAAAUAAGAAGAUACGUCCAUCAAAAAAACUCAAAGAAAAUAUAAGAAUUCGAAGCGAAGUCGGAUCACAAAUCAAAUCAAAUGCAGGGCUGGCGGGCGUGGCCUUAACUAUUAUUGUACACAAGAGAUGAUAUCAAAACAAAUGUCAAUUUUUACAAGAAGCAAAUCGGACACUUAUAUACUGUAAUGAUGUUGAAGGUUUCUAAUCUAGCCUCCCAUCUCUUAAUUUGUAUUUCAUGACGAACUCGAAAACAUAUGUAUAUAUACCGGAAAAAGCAAAUUGCUAAGAAAAUGUAUAUGCUUUCAGAUUAACUAUACUUACUAUUUAUUCUCGACUCUCUCCUAUAUUUAAGCUGUAGUGCACGCCAAGGGCUUUGAAUUGAAUUGAUCAUGAAAUAUAAUGCAGUAUUGAGAUAAGGGAGGCCUAGUCGACAAUUUGCAAGAUUCAUUUUGAGCUACUAUGCUGCAUUAACGAGAUACAAUUUAUCACUUAACCGAACUCUAUGAAAACCCAUACCCAAAUUUAUUUUAAAUAAAUACAAAAUAAAAACAACACUAUGUAUUUGUUUUAGCUGCCGAUAUGUAAGUCUCCUUCUCUUUAGCUAUAGCAUAAACUAUUUACCCAAAGAUUUAGUUAACGUAAUGCAAUUCUAGAUACAAACAAAUUUCUCUUUAAUUUUAAACAUAUUUUACUCGUAUUCGUAUAAACCAAGCAAAACUAAGCCAUAAAACGCUUCAGACAAAGUUUAUUCGUAAGGUAAGUUAGGAACGGAUCUCAUCUAGAAUAUAGUAGAGUUUUUAUAAGUGCGUUUAAGUUCCUGUCUUAUGUGUAGCAUGUCAACAACUAUUUAUUACGCUUUUCUAAGCAAAACCACACAUUUCUUUUCCAAUGUAAAAACCGGGAGCAACGCUGGAGUGGCCUGUUGCAAAAGACCAGACCUAAAGUGUCCAAUAAAAUGAGGUACGUAGAAGCGGUCUUGUUUUAUUUUAUUUUGGAAAGUAGAACCAAUAAAGAGCUACCAAAAUCGA
This is a messenger RNA of Drosophila erecta, 3259 nucleotides long. RefSeq names its product ribonucleoprotein RB97D (gene Rb97D). Lineage: Eukaryota; Metazoa; Arthropoda; Insecta; Diptera; Drosophilidae. The transcript has 5 exons. The coding region runs from base 125 to 1543 and encodes 472 amino acids. The record is from RefSeq and is a predicted model, not a curated record. Gene Ontology annotation, molecular function: RNA binding.